Messenger RNA from Geosmithia morbida, 498 nucleotides. RefSeq names its product Pfam:YDG SRA. The record is from RefSeq and is a predicted model, not a curated record. The transcript has 2 exons. The coding region runs from base 1 to 498 and encodes 165 amino acids. NCBI's taxonomy places the organism in Eukaryota, Fungi, Ascomycota, Sordariomycetes, Hypocreales, Bionectriaceae.
AUGCAGGACAUGUGCCUCUCGCUCUUGGGCCACAUCGGACGCAGGAUCCGCGUCGUCAGGGGGCCGCUGCUAGAAAGCAUGUUUGCGCCCAAGGCAGGCGUGAGAUAUGACGGAGAAUACACACUUAUCCAAUAUGGCCAGAAGGUCAACCCAAUGACGGGGGCUCACCGACUCAGCCUGGUCCUGGGCCGUGUCGAGGGCCAAAUACCUAUGCACAAGCUCAUAAGCAUACCUAGACCAUCACAAAUGGAUGACUGGAAGAUGUUUGAGGAUAUCGAAGAACGUCUGAUGCAAUGCCAGCUUAGUGAAGCAAACUUUGUCAGGUGGUUUAUGGACAAAGCAGGUGAUAUUGUGAAGAAGGAACGGUUCGAACGGUUCAUGCACCUUGCCUCUACCGCGGCACUUCACGAGUGGGUUUCCCAAAUGAAGAGGAAGGGAGGAGACGUAAAACAGCUCGAAACAGUUUGCAAGACAGGGGACCUUGUAUGGGAGAGGUGA